This is a messenger RNA of Fusarium vanettenii 77-13-4, 1164 nucleotides long. RefSeq lists its product as uncharacterized. Bases 1 to 1164 code for a protein of 387 amino acids. The record is from RefSeq and is a predicted model, not a curated record. Lineage: Eukaryota; Fungi; Ascomycota; Sordariomycetes; Hypocreales; Nectriaceae. The transcript is spliced from 2 exons.
AUGCCGCCGCCAUGUUUCUGCCAAGAUUGUGCGUCCUUAAUCGAGCCGCACAUCAAGCAGAAGGGCAUCGUGUCUGAUGGAGCUCUCCAACUAGCGAGGAAAUGCUGGGAGUGGAUGGACUCUCACAUCGAGGGCAAUCCUGCAGAACGGACGGCUCUGAUGAGAUGCUUUUCGCACAACGACAAAGGCGAACCUGCCAUGGAACUGUACGAGCUACUCGGAGGAUGUCACUCUCUUGUUAGUAGCAACCCAAAGGACAAGAUCUAUGCUUUCCUGGGCAUGGCCAAAGACCGACAACAGCUUGGCAUUACGCCUCAGUAUUCCCUAACGGACCGACAGGUUUACAUUGACACAGCUGCUCGCAUACUUAAAAAUGCCCAUAGUCUCUACUUGCUGUCUGACGUCCUCCCUAGCAAGGCUAUCGAUCUACCGAAUUGGGUUCCUGACUGGUCAUCUCGUAACUUUGAUGACGGCAACACCGUCGUCUAUGCUUCGAUCACCCAUGGUGAAGAGCAGUACCAAGCAGACGGGCAUCAAUGUGCUCAAGUCAGAUUCAACAACGACGACACCGAAUUCACUACCCAAGGCAUUAUAUUCGACCAACUAUGCUUGAUCCUUCCCGCCGACAACUGCGGACAGCACAACCCAACUUAUCCCGAGGUGGUAGAGUCUUCUUCGGCCGCCGAAGAGACUUUCUACGCGUUGAUCGGCAAUGUCCAAACCAUUCUCGAGAGUGUGUGCGAGAGACUGGGUGUGAAUGCCUACCUAGGAAAAGGCGGCAUGAAGGAGGCCUUUUGGAGGACACUGGUUCUAAACAGUAGUGACUUGGGGAAUAAGGAAGCAAGACCCGAAUAUGAGAGCUACUAUGACGCUCAGGUCGAGCUCCAAGGGGCCAGAUUCAUGGAAGAGUGCGGCCACAAGGUGCCUGGCGUGGAUGAGGAGGUCAUCGUCAAGGCCAUUCGUUUCGCCAACGCUAUGAAGCGUACAUCACAUCUUCGCCCUAUCGGGUUGACUUGGAGAGGAUAUAUCGGCUCAGUACCAAAGAACUCUCGGGUGAAUGAUGAGGUUUGCAUAUUACGCGGCGGACGAGCCCCCUUCAUCCUUCGGCGACUAGACCAAGGUUCAAGAUUCUCGUUGGCGAUGCCUAUGUCCAUGGCAUCAUGA